AUGGGCCCCAAUGCUGCGGACUCGGAUGGAGCCAUUCCUGCUGUUGACCUGCCAUCAUGCGAGGGUUGCCGACGGCGCAAGCUGAAGUGCACCCGCCAGAGACCGCUCUGCUCGAACUGCGAACGGCUUGAGAUUGACUGUAUUUAUGAGAAUAGGCGAAAUAAACCGGGGUUAAAGGGCGGCGCCGUCGAAAGUCUCAAUAGAAGACUUGAGGCGGUGGAAAACGCUGUCUUCAGCAACAACGAGACACCGCUGCUUCAACUGGUUGUCAUGUGGAUAAUCAGAUCUCAUCGAUCGUAG
This is a messenger RNA of Colletotrichum aenigma, 300 nucleotides long. It is a transcript of the gene sor4, whose product is annotated as Sorbicillinoid biosynthetic cluster transcription factor sor4. The transcript is spliced from 3 exons. Bases 1 to 300 code for a protein of 99 amino acids. NCBI's taxonomy places the organism in Eukaryota, Fungi, Ascomycota, Sordariomycetes, Glomerellales, Glomerellaceae. Gene Ontology annotation, cellular component: nucleus. Gene Ontology annotation, molecular function: zinc ion binding; DNA-binding transcription factor activity, RNA polymerase II-specific. Gene Ontology annotation, biological process: regulation of DNA-templated transcription. The record is from RefSeq and is a predicted model, not a curated record.